AUGGCUCGGACGACCGUGGAGGGCAUCUUCAAUACUGGGCCCCAGGUCGGGUUUUCCUCGCUUUCAGACGGCCAACGCUUGGCCGAAGGCGGGCCUUUACCCCAUCUCAGUCGGGAGCUACAUGCUGCGCACUACGAGUACAUCGACGACUUUGGCAUCAUGGGCCUGGGCUUCCCGACCCAGCCUGGCCAGGAAGCGGCGACGACGGUGGAGGAGAUCUGGUUUGGUGCCGAGGAGUUGGUGGUUUCCGCGGGCUUCAAGGUGCACAAGGAUGCUUGCUCGGUGGGCGCUCGCGUGAUCGGUGGCGAUUUUCCCGGGACUCGCCUGGCGCCGAGCCAGGGCAAGAAGUGGCUGGCGGUCUUCGGCACGCGGGAGAUCCUGAUCCACAAGUGGGAGCUACCCGACACCGUCGCGCGGAUCGUUGGCAUCCUGUCCUGGGGCUUCCUGAUCUGCCGUGGGGCUCUGAGCGUCUUCGCGGAGGUGCACUCCUGGUGCAUGGAGUUCCGGGGUGGACCUCGGCGCGAGGUCCCACGGGAAGUGCUCUGGGAGUUGGCUGCGGCCGCGCCGUUGGCGCCGCUGAUCUCUGUGGACCUCUCGACGCCCUGGGGCCCGACGGUGAUGAUGCUCGGCGCGAGCCUCUACGGUGGUGCGCUCAUGUCUACGGUGGCCACAGUGGAGGAGCAGCGUCGAGAGGCGCGAUAUGCUGUUCGAGGAGGCUGGACCGUUUGGACGGGCAUCUCCCCGUCCUGGGCGGCGGACGCCUGGUGCGAGGGGGAGGCCUUCAGACGCGUGGGCGCCGACGUUGAGUUGGGCACCCGGAUCCGAGUUCCUCCUGCGCACGAGUGCUGGGGCGACAUCGCUCGGUGGAAGGAGGUUGUGCGCUGGCGAUGGGAUGAGAAAGAGCACAUCAACCUGCUGGAGAUGCGCACGGGGGUGGCCGCAGCGAGGCGCUCGGCCCGCACCCGUGCGAGCUGGGGGAAGAGGCACCUACGCAUCACGGACUCUAUGGUCUGUCUCGGCGGCUUCAGCAAGGGCAGAUCGGCCAGUCGGCCCAUUCUGAUUUUGUGCAGGAGAACGGCCGCCCUCGACCUCGGGCGCGGCAUGCGGGAGUACUGGCGCCGGGUGCCGUCGGACCGCAACCACAGCGACGGGCCGAGCCGAGGUUUUCCGAUUGGCCAGGCCCCGAAGGAGCGGGGGGCGGACGAGCUGGCGUUGCCGGAGACGGUGGCUUCGAGGAUCGAGGCCCUGGCGGACUUGGCGGCGGUGGACCCAUUUCAGCCGCUCAGGAUGGGCGUCUCGAUCCCGGUGAAGGUGCUGCGCUUCGUCCACCUCUGCAGCGGCUACGCGCGCAUCGGGGACCUGGAGGACUGGCUGCUCAGGAUCGCGGGCUCGCGGGGCUACCUGACGAUCUGCACCAACGUGGACAUCGGCUUCGGGUCGGAGUUUGACCUGGUGGACGAGGUCAACGUGAGGGGGCUGGAGCUGCUGGCGGAAGCCCUUCAUGCUCUACCUGGUCGCGGGUUCGCUUCCAGCCUGGAGGCCCCCCUCCGCUACGUCUGCGACAUCAGCUGCGGGAAGGUGAAGCUUGGGAACGCGCAGUUGCUGAGCAGUUUGAGGAUCUUGAAGCCGAUCGGCCUCGAGGGCGGCUCGGUGUCCGUCGAGCAUCCUGCCGAUCCGGGUUGUCCGCCGUUUCCUUCGAUCUUCGUGACCAAGGAGCUGAUGGACUGGGGGGCGCAGUUGGGUGCCUACCGAGUGACCUUCCCGCAGUGCAUGCGGGGCUGCCCCGCGCUGAAGUUGACGACGCCCACGGCGUGCUCGUCCGACUUCUGCAGGAUGCUGGCGGAGCGCCAUGUGGACGCGACGCUGACCAUGCAGGAGAGGCGGGAGGCCGACCUGACCGAGAGGGCCGUGGAGCAGUUGAUCUCAGAGACCCUGGAGCGCAGGCGCCGGGACGCUACGUUGCUGGACGAAGGCCCAUGUGCGAUGGGCCGGCCCCCGCCCAUGCCCGACGAUGUUCGAGCGCAAGCGCUACAAGAUUACGCAGACAUGAUGCAAGAUCUACGGGAUUGGGCUCAGCAGUGGUACAGCGACCUCACGCAGCGUGCCACCGACGGUACCGAGUGGCAGGAGUGGCGCGUGGCCUUCAUGACGGAUGUACUUCUGAGCGGUUCCAACGAGGCCCUGAGGCUUCGCCACCACGCUCAGCACCGCAAGAUGGGCAACACGCACCGCAGGAACGACGCGGAGGGCUCGCAUCUACAGCAGGCGCAACGGCGGGAGAGAGCUACCCAUGGGCUGGCCCUGCUGCCGUUUUCGGUAUCCACCAAGACGGCGCUGGGCUGCUACGUUCCCAACGUGCGCCGCUUCCUGGACUUCGCGCUGGAGGUGAACCUGCCGAUGAUGAGCCGGGGGGAAAUCGACGACUCCAUCCUUUGCUACUUGGACCGCCUGGUCGAGGAUGAGGAGGUGGGCCCGCGCCGAGGAGAUUUCGUUGUGCAUGGGCUCGCCUACGAGUGGCCUGAGCUCUCGACGGGGCUGCCGAGGUCCAACCGAGCUCUUCGAGCUUGGCAUCGACUGCACGUGGCAGGAGAAGGCGGACCUCAGCCUCUCGAACUCUGGGCCGUGCUGGACGAGGCCGUGAGAUUGGCCGAGAGCGUGGAGGCCGCUGAUGCCGCCGAGGUCGCCAUGGACGCCUACCUCAGGUCCGCGGACCUGAUCGCCUUACAGGCGGCUGACAUCGUGGUCGACGUGGGCGAGGCGGGCGAGCAGAUCGUGGCUCUACGACUUGGGGCGACCGAGCGUGGCGAGCGGACCGAUACGGGCGCGAGGCAGGGCGUGCUGAUCGACCGUCGGCAUGUGAGCGACGUGCUCGUGCGCAGGAAGUCCGAGCGAGGCCCCUCGGACCGAGUCUUCAGCUGCUCGGUGGAUGCCUGCCGCCAGGCGCUGAGGAGAGCCUGCGACGAUGUCGGUGUCGAGCAGUUCCCGCCACGCGCUGCCAGGCUCCCGGGGCCGAGUCAUGACGCGGCGACGGGCUGCAGGGCGGCGUGGGCCAUCCAGCGGCGCGGGCGGUGGGCUUCAGAGAAGAGCGUGCUCGGGCGCACGAAGACGCGCGCUCUGGUGGCCGCCCGCGCCGCGCUCCCGCCAGACAUCCUUGAGCGCGGGGGGCGACUGAUGCAG
Molecule: messenger RNA, 3177 nt
Organism: Prorocentrum cordatum
Lineage: Eukaryota; Dinophyceae; Prorocentrales; Prorocentraceae
Source: the annotation of a GenBank genome assembly